This is a messenger RNA of Athene cunicularia (burrowing owl), 500 nucleotides long. RefSeq names its product NADH:ubiquinone oxidoreductase subunit A12 (gene NDUFA12). NCBI's taxonomy places the organism in Eukaryota, Metazoa, Chordata, Aves, Strigiformes, Strigidae. The record is from RefSeq and is a predicted model, not a curated record. The transcript has 3 exons. Bases 22 to 408 code for a protein of 128 amino acids. Gene Ontology annotation, cellular component: membrane. Gene Ontology annotation, biological process: mitochondrial respiratory chain complex I assembly; response to oxidative stress.
AGAAACCUUCAUUCUAAGACGAUGUCAACUGAAACUAUUGUUUUGGACAUUCACAGGGUCAAUGAUUUGAAGACUGGUACACUGAUAGGAACUGACAAGUAUGGAAACAAAUACUAUGAAGACAAAAGAAACUUCUUUGGUCGACACAGAUGGGUCAUCUACACUAAUGAAAUGAAUGGCAAAAAUACAUUUUGGGAAGUUGAUGGAAGUAUGGUGCCCCCUGAAUGGCAUCGCUGGCUUCACUCAAUGACGGAUGACCCUCCAACUACUCAUCCACCAGUUUCUCGUAAAUUUAUCUGGGAGAAUCAUAAAUUCAAUCUGAGUGGCACUCCCGGACAGUACGUACCUUACUCAACUACUCGCAAGAAGAUACAAGAGUGGAUCCCACCUACAACAGCUAGCAAAUAACAAUAACAAAAAAUGUGACUUGUCUCAGCUUUGGCUUUCAGCAUAAAUUGUAUUUUCACUGAUUUUGUUCAAAAUAAAAGGGUCCUAUAACA